UUUAACAGGGUUUUUUUAAUCCCAGAUCCAAAACAAAUGCACAAAAUGAGUAUAACAAGAACUUCAGUAUAUGAUAAAGAAGCUUUAGAGGCAAUGGAUGGUUUUUUGUACGUUGUGGCACCUGAUGGUCAAUGUUUGUAUAUCUCUGAUAAUGUUAGCUACUUCAUGGGACUUUCACAGAUUGAAGUUACUGGAAAUAGCCUUUACAAAUAUGUUCACCCUUGCGAUCAUGAGGAGCUGGCUAAUCAGCUUGGAGGACAAAUUCCUCUUGAAGAUAUGGAGAUAUUUGAUGGCCUGUUCUGUUCUGACUCUGUCUUCAUGAUGAGCAAUUAUCUGAAAAAGGGUUCCAAGAAAAAAGAUGAUGUCAAUCCACACAGGUCAUUUUUCCUUCGUAUAAAGAGYACACUUACAAGCAGAGGGAAGAAUGUGAACCUMAGAGCCUCAACUUACAGGGUUGUUCACUGUACUGGCAGCAUGAAAUACACCACACGUUAUGAUGAUGACGGCAGAGAGGAAAAAGUGCCUUUAUUUCUGGUUGCUAUUGCGGUACCGUUGAUGUUCGCAACUACCUUUGAAGUUCCUCUUGAUAGAAGUACUUUUACCAGUAGACAUAUGUUGGAUAUGAAGUUCUUGCAGUGUGAUGAAAAGGCGACCAGUCUCCUGGGUUACUCACAGAAAGAGUUGGUCGGGAAGUCAUGGUACAACUUUCAUCACGCUGCGGAUUUGGACAACGUUCUGAAUACUCACAAGCUAUUGUUGACCAAAGGACAGUCUGUCAGCAAGUACUAUCGAUUCUUGGUUCGUGAUGGUGGAUGGGUAUGGAUACAAACUAAAGCACAUGUUGUUUAUGACAGUAAAACAUGUCAACCACAGUUUGUGUUCUGCAUUAACUAUGUCUUGGGGGGCAAACAAAACAGUAUGUCAUUCCUUUCAAGUGAACAAACCAAUCCAAUCCCUCUUGUCAAUGGUUUGAACAACAUUCUUCAUACAAAAGACCAAUUGAGCAAGCGAAGRAAAGAUGAUAUUGUACUCGAAGAGCGAACCAAAUUGAUCAAGCAAGAAGCCAAAGCAGAGAACAAGAGUAGUGAGCUUCCUAUUCCCAAACAGGAGACAAUCUAUASAAGCUGCGCUAAACAGGGUUCUCAGAAAGAAAAGAAAAUCUGUGAUUGUUCUGAGGUAGAAUGCGAACAUAUGAACUUCCAGGAGUGCUUUCCUUUGGCGUGGGAAGAUGUCAUCCAGCAGCAAGAUGCCUAUCAYAAGUAUACCUGGGAUCACUACGGUAUUUCACCCAUCGAGACUCCACCACUCUCGCCAGGACAAACAAGCAUUGAAUCAUGUAAAMCUCUCGACUUGGAGACAAGUGCGCCGUUUCUUCCAUCACCUAGCUCAGACAAGAGUUUAAAUCACGUGAAACAAGAAAAAGAUGAACAGCAGGACGACGAUGAAAAUGAUGACUUGGACAUGCAAGAUCGAGCUCCUUUCAUUCCUCCCCCCUCUACUGAUGCGGGGCUGAUGUGUGAUGAUGAAAUGUUGGCGGACAUAUCUAUCGGACCUUCAUCAUGCUGGCUGGAUGGAAAUAGCAUCAAGACCUCGUACCUCUCGCCUGGAAAGAUAAAAAGAACGUCACAAAGCCUUUCGGCACUCAGUUCUCCUGUCUCAUUGAGAAAGAUCCCAGAAUCCAUUCGACGAAAUGGCUAUAUCACCAAUGAUCUGAUGAGCACAGGGCAGGUUUGCCUCCCUUCUGUUACCCAAGUUGAUGCUGAAGUCAAUGCCCCUGUCCAGUCUUGUAACCUUCUCCAAGGAGCUGAACUACUUACUGCUCUUGACAUAGACAUGGUGGAUAUCAGCAAUGGCUACAUAGGUUAAGUGCUUUACUUUGCACAAAGUAAUUACUCUUAAAACUUGUAUUUCAAAUUGUAUCAAAUAACCGAAUGCCUAGCACGAUCUCCUUUUUAUGCAAAACAUUGUAAAUCUCAUUUAUACUCUUUUCCCACUGUCUCUCCCCCAACUCGUCUUAGGUGGUGUGAUUAUUUCCUUAGUUUUUAUUCUGUGUACUCUCAGCUAUUUAUUGCUAAUUUUAGUCUCUAGAUUUUUACUAUUUAACUUCCUAUUUAGAGUGGUUUGGGCAUUUGCAUAUGCUGAAAGUCAUCCGAAAAAAGGUGAUAUGUGAGUGCAAUCGGA
Messenger RNA from Exaiptasia diaphana, 2181 nucleotides. RefSeq names its product endothelial PAS domain-containing protein 1. The record is from RefSeq and is a predicted model, not a curated record. The transcript is spliced from 7 exons. The coding region runs from base 37 to 1866 and encodes 609 amino acids. NCBI's taxonomy places the organism in Eukaryota, Metazoa, Cnidaria, Anthozoa, Actiniaria, Aiptasiidae. Gene Ontology annotation, molecular function: RNA polymerase II transcription regulatory region sequence-specific DNA binding; DNA-binding transcription factor activity, RNA polymerase II-specific. Gene Ontology annotation, biological process: regulation of transcription by RNA polymerase II. Gene Ontology annotation, cellular component: nucleus; transcription regulator complex; cytoplasm.